AUGCCGCCAAAGAAAAGGGCAGCGGCCAGAUCCGUGGCCACACGGGGUCGUAGGUCAGCACGAAAUCGACCAGUCGCCGAGUCAAGCAUACCGGAUGUCUAUCACGAGAUGCUGGCAGAAGCGGAGGCUUCGGGGCCGCCUCGAGCAUCCGCUCGGCCAACUAAGCGCCGAAAAUUGGACGAGGACCCGGUGAACAGUACCCAAUUGCAUGUAGAGCCUAUCGAAGAGCUUGCCUUCGCACUACUACCGAGCGAAGAUGAGCCUGCUGAACCUCAACAUCAUCAGCCAGUGAUCUACGAUGAGUUCGAAGAUUCUGACGACGAUAUCGAGUUUGAAGAUGUUGAAUUGGCGGUCUCAGAGGAAGAUGAGAAGCCCGAGCAGAAAGUCUUCACUGUUGAUGUGUCAGCGCCUGUCGAGACACCCAAGCGUCUUCCCAAACGCCAGAUCGUAUCAGCCGCAGAACGGAGAAAGCGCCUAGAGUGGCACAAAGCUCACCUGUUCCUCUUACUUCUCUCAAUGUGGUGUCGAAAUCGUUGGUGCGAGGAUGGCGAUGUGCAAGCAACGUUGAAAUCCCUUGUCCCCCGCAAGGUCGUCAAGCUGCUGCACGAGGAUGAAUCGAAGUCGCAGCUGCAACGCUCUCAUUCUUUCAACAAGGGCAUCGAGGAAAUCUGCCUUCUUUGGCGGACGACUUGGACUACCAUCGGGAGGGGUAUGCGGCGAGCAACAUGGCGUGACGAUAUUCAGGUUGAGAAAGAGAGCGGCUUGUCCGAAGAUCUGGAUUUCGACGACUUCAGAUCUGCCGCGCAAACGCAGCGCGGUUCGCGAGAUCUAGGGGCGCAGAUGUUCUGCGCGUUGCUCCGCUCAGUGGCCGUUGAGACACGCCUAGUCUGCUCUCUUCAGGCUCUCCCAUUCUCAGCCGCUGCUAAAGGCCAGACUCCAGAGAAGGCCAUGCCAAAGUACUCUUUUGCUCCGACACAAAGCUUUGGCACCUCCACUGUGAGCACGUCCCGUAAGAAGCAAAAGGACUCCGCCUUCCCAGUCUAUUGGGUCGAGGUCUUCUCGCCUGCGGCUUCAAUGUGGAUUCCACUCGAUCCGUUGGUCCGGAAUACCAUUAAUAAACCCAAAACUGGAUUCGAGCCGCCCGCAUCAGAUCCAUUGAACGCAAUGUCUUACGUUGUUGCCAUAGAGGAUGAUGGGUCUGCACGCGAUGUGACAAGACGGUAUGUCCAAUGGUUCAACGCCAAAACUCGCAAAGCACGUGUCGAGAGUACCAAAGACGGCGAGCAUUGGUGGCAUGAUACAUUAGCACACUUUGCAAAACCUUUCCCCGAGAGUCGAGAUGAGAUCGAAGAUGCUGAUCUCCUUCGUCGCUCAGAGGCCGAGGGUAUGCCAAAGAAUGUCCAAGACUUCAAGGGCCAUCCGAUCUACGUUCUGGAGCGGCAUCUUCGUAUGAACGAAGUCAUCCAUACAAAACGUGAAGUGGGAAAGACUGCCGUUGGUAGCGGUCACAACAGCCAGAAGCUGGAGAGUGUUUACCGACGCAGCGAUGUUCACACUUGCCGCACGUCCGAUGCAUGGUAUAGGCGAGGUCGAGAUGUCAAGCAAGGCGAAGUCCCGCUGAAGAGAGUGGUUCGAAAAAUCAGGCGCAAUAUCGAUGCUGAUGAUGACAAUCCUGACGCUCAAGAUGAUGCCGCUCUAUAUGCCGAGUUCCAGACCGAGGUUUACAUGCCGCCGCCCGUGGUCAAUGGCCGGAUUCCACGCAACGCGUUUGGCAAUAUUGAUGUCUAUGUACCAGCAAUGAUCCCUGCUGGAGCAGUCCACGUUCAGCAUCAGCUCGCAGCAAGAGCCGCAAAAUUGAUGGGCGUUGACUACGUGGAAGCAGUAACGGGAUUUGAGUUCAAGGGCCGACAGGGCACUGCUGUUCUCAACGGAGUCGUUGUGUCCUCCGAAGUACGCUUUGGCUUGGUGGCAGUCAUUGUUGGGCUGCAGACGGAUGCACGCACGGAGGCUCAGGAGAAGAGAAGUGCAUUACUACUCGCACUUUGGAAGAAAUGGCUCACGGCGCUCCGGAUUCGGGAACGCAUCCAGCGGGAGUACGGCAACAGCAAUGAUGACGAGAUUCACGAUGAUGUGUCCAUGUACAAUGGAAGCGACGAUGAAGAGGGUGGAGGAUUUGUUCCGGAAGCUGGCGACGCACCCGCAGAAGAUGAGCAAGCGCAGUCAUCGGUCGUUUCGGACGUCACCUCUAAGGUUCUACUUACUGGCCUUCCUUCCGAGCCUACAUAUUCAGAGGUCGUGGUCACGGAGUCGCCACAUCAAGCGCCUCGGUUGCCAGAACCAUCAAUCGCUUACCCCAAUCAGCCCGAAAGUGACACCGUCUCGAGCCACGGUCAGCCUGGGCAUGGAGCUGGGGGCUUCUUUGCGGAAGACGACGAGCUCGGUGGUGGAUUCAUGCCUGAAGAAAGCGAUCCAGCUGUUCUCGAAGACAGCAACAUCGAUGCAGUUGUCGAACAAUCCGAUCCAGGCGGCGGCUUCCUUGUCGACGAGACGUCGGCAGUCACAAGCAUGGCUGAACCACAGCAAUCGUUUGACAAAGCGCUUGCGGAUCUGAAAGAUCCGACAAUAUCACUCCAGUCACCUAACCCGGAAGGCAGCCUCUUGUAUCCAUCGGAGGCUGAGCGCCGUUUGAACAUUGCGGUAUCCCGCACAUCGCCAAUACUGCCAACACUAUCGGAUCGGAACGUUAAUGUGUUGCAGUCAGAUUAUACGCAAGCACCAGUACCAAUCAGCUCUAGUACAGAAAGUCCAUCAACCGCUGAUAGGGCCACGGCUGGCAGGGUGGCGGCAAAUGGAGCAGACGAGCUAGACUCGCCAACAUCCCGGCUCAGCCACGACCCGGACGAGGAUGAAAUGGAACCAGAGUGGUUAUUAGACAGCCUCGGUGACUAA
This is a messenger RNA of Cyphellophora europaea CBS 101466, 2949 nucleotides long. RefSeq lists its product as uncharacterized. Gene Ontology annotation, molecular function: single-stranded DNA binding; damaged DNA binding. Gene Ontology annotation, cellular component: XPC complex; cytoplasm; nucleotide-excision repair factor 2 complex. The transcript has a single exon. Bases 1 to 2949 code for a protein of 982 amino acids. The record is from RefSeq and is a predicted model, not a curated record. NCBI's taxonomy places the organism in Eukaryota, Fungi, Ascomycota, Eurotiomycetes, Chaetothyriales, Cyphellophoraceae. Gene Ontology annotation, biological process: nucleotide-excision repair; mismatch repair.